This is a messenger RNA of Bufo bufo (common toad), 436 nucleotides long. Its product is annotated as proline-, glutamic acid- and leucine-rich protein 1-like. The record is from RefSeq and is a predicted model, not a curated record. NCBI's taxonomy places the organism in Eukaryota, Metazoa, Chordata, Amphibia, Anura, Bufonidae. The transcript is spliced from 5 exons. The coding region runs from base 1 to 378 and encodes 125 amino acids.
AUGCGGAGGAUAUUGGAGAUGGAUAACAUCAGUGAUAGAGAGGAGGAAGAGGAGGAGCAAGUGGUGGAGGAUGAAGAGGUGGAGGAAGUGGUGGAGGAAGUGGUGGCAGAAGAAGAGGUGGAGGAGGUGAUGGAGGACGAAGAGGCGAUUGAAGAGGUAGAUGAGGUGGUGGAGGAAGACCAGGAGGGAGAAAUGGAAGUGAAUAACAUUGACAGCACUGAGAGAACAAGACCAAAACGUAGGUGGUGGACACCAAGGUGUCUAAGAAGAUGCAGCGUGAGGAACAGCAUCAAAAAGAGCAGCAGCAACAGAUUAACAAGAUUCCUUCGGGUCUUGUGCUGUUGUUUCAAAGCGGACAACAGGAUAAGAGCUUUGUAAGAUCUCUGGUCCUCAGCAUCACCUGAAGAAAAUCGCCCUCAAUCGUGUCCCGCUGUCC